AUGCGCAUCUUUCUUUUCAGCUUCCUAGUUCUUUCUCAAGAAAGACCGCUGAUGCUGUGUUUGACACGUGAGAGAAAAUGGCAUCUAACAGUCACGUAAAGAUAGGAAUAGUUGGUGGAUCUGGUCUUGAUGAUCCAGAUAUCCUGGAGGGAAGGACAGAACGGUAUGUAGUCACACCAUUUGGAAAGCCAUCUGAUGCUCUAAUUUUGGGCAAAAUAAAGAAUGUUGAAUGUGUGCUUCUUGCAAGGCAUGGGAGACAACACACCAUAAUGCCCACCAAUGUCAAUUACCAGGCCAAUAUUUGGGCCUUGAAGGAAGAGGGCUGUACUCACCUGUUAGUCACCACAGCAUGUGGUUCCCUCAGAGAGGACAUCCAGCCUGGAGACAUUGUUUUGAUUGACCAGUUUAUUGAUAGGACAACAAAACGUGUCCAGACCUUUUAUGAUGGGCAGCCCACCAACCUCCCAGGUGUGUGCCACAUCCCUAUGGCUGAACCUUUCUGCAACCGGACUAGAGAGGUGCUCAUGGAGGUUGCCCAGGGACUCGGUGUGAAGUGUCACACACGAGGGACAAUGGUGACCAUAGAGGGUCCUCGUUUCUCCUCUCGGGCAGAGAGCCUCAUGUUCAGACAAUGGGGUGCUGAUGUCAUCAACAUGACCACAGUACCGGAGGUGGUUCUUGCCAAGGAGGCUGGGCUGUGUUAUGCUAGUAUUGCAAUGGCAACUGAUUAUGACUGCUGGAAAGAGCACGAAGAGGCGGUGUGUGUGGACAAUGUUCUGAAAACCAUGAAAGAGAAUGCAAAUAAAGCUAGCAGCAUCCUGCUCACAGCAAUCCCACAGAUCUGUCAGAUGGACUGGGAGAGCACAAUAAAUGCACUAAAACUGAUGUCGCAGUCAUCAGUAAUGUUGCCCAAACAUUAAAGCAUCCGGCCAUUGAGGAGCCAUCCAAGAUGUGCUGUCCACAGCUGCAAUCAUGUAUCUGUAAACAAGCAUGACAUCCUACCAUUAUUGACCAAAAUAAAAUAAAAAAAAAAUGUUAGUCAUCCACCCAA
This is a messenger RNA of Carassius auratus (goldfish), 1051 nucleotides long. RefSeq names its product methylthioadenosine phosphorylase (gene mtap). The transcript has 8 exons. The coding region runs from base 78 to 920 and encodes 280 amino acids. The record is from RefSeq and is a predicted model, not a curated record. Gene Ontology annotation, molecular function: S-methyl-5-thioadenosine phosphorylase activity. Gene Ontology annotation, biological process: nucleoside metabolic process. Gene Ontology annotation, cellular component: cytosol. NCBI's taxonomy places the organism in Eukaryota, Metazoa, Chordata, Actinopteri, Cypriniformes, Cyprinidae.